AUGGGAUCUAGUCUCUGUUCUAGGCUAAGAAAAUGGAGAAAAAAUUUCUUGGCAAAAAAGACUGACGAUAAAGAGACUCUGAAUGUUAAUGGAGAUGUUGUCGAUAGAGAAGAAUCGUCGAAAGAAAAUCUCAGGGAGAUUUUAAAAGAGGAAGAUGUUGAAGAAAUAAGAGUCGCUUCGCAAACCAAGGAAGAUCUAAGAGAGCUGAUAGAAGAUCUAAAGCAGCAAUUGGCAAAGCAUCGGUGCAAUAAACCAGAGAAGGAAAAGUUAUUGCUUGAGUUAGGUCACGCUCACUACAAAUUGUGUAAGUUCCCUUCUGCCAAAGAUUACUACGAGCAGUAUUUUAGUCUGGUGAAACGGCAACGUUCGUUAAUUCAUUUACAGAGAGCUUACUGCAACCUGGGAUGUGUUUAUAGAAGGCUCGGUGAUUUCGAAAAGGCCACAGAGUAUUUCGAAAAAGGUCUAGCGAUUGCUGAAGAGUUACAAAACAAAAGUUGUCAAGCGAGGAUGUACAACAAUCUCGGAAACAUCUCCGAGAUGCAGCAAGACUUUGAAGGUGCCAUUUAUUAUCAGUCACAAAGGCGAAAGAUUGCCGAAAGUUUAAAAGACGGUAACAGCGUGUCGAAGGCCAACGCGAGUAUUGCUAACGCAUAUCACUGCUUGGGGAAUUUGAGGGCGAGCAUUGCUUAUUAUGAAAGAGUUGUGCUUUGGUUAAGGAGAAAACUAGGUAAGCGACGGUGUCUCUGUAAGCUGCAAAAAGUCUUAAGUGGAUCCAAUAUUUGGACAUUGAAAUAUUUUAACAAAGAAAAAAAAUAUAAAGCUGGUGAACUUUAAUACGGCUUAGUUUUUUAAAUUAUCAUCUUUUGAGAGAAGGUGUUAAAAAAAAGCCUCAGUCUGACAACUAGUGACCUCGGGUUCCCAUUAAGUCUACAAAACGUUUUGGGACUUAUAAUCCUAAUUUUCAUUGAAAAACAAAGAUUAAAUACGUUUUCUCCCCCCCCCCCCGCUCCUAUAACAGUGUUGUUGCUACAGUGUUGUUGCUACAGUGUUGUUGCUUAUAUAAUUGCUGUUGCUGUUUUGUACUGUGUUGCCAGUUUUGUUUUGGUGGGUAUAACCUUUUAAUUUGUUUCGGCAAAAUUUUAGGAAUUUUAGGCACAGGAGGACCAAGCUUGAUUAUGAUUUUUCGAUAAACAAGUUAUUCAUUGACGAGACUGUCAUUCAGCCAAAUACCUCUUCCUUCCCGUUACAUUUCUUAGAAGUUUGUUCAAAUGUGGCAGCAGAUGCACAAAUGCCCUACUCCACAAUGUAAAACCGUCGCAUAUGUUUCGCGUUCCGUUGCCUCGUUGCUUUAGUGGAAUAAUAAUGUUCAAUAUAUUUUACUUGGUUUCAGUUUAUCAGGAGCGACAAAGAAGUAGAUUGGAUCUUGUGUCACAGUUGCCAAUUGAAGACGAGCAGUGGGUGUAG
Molecule: messenger RNA, 1464 nt
Organism: Pocillopora meandrina
Lineage: Eukaryota; Metazoa; Cnidaria; Anthozoa; Scleractinia; Pocilloporidae
Source: the annotation of a GenBank genome assembly